This is a messenger RNA of Protobothrops mucrosquamatus (brown spotted pit viper), 1026 nucleotides long. Its product is annotated as protein Njmu-R1-like. Lineage: Eukaryota; Metazoa; Chordata; Lepidosauria; Squamata; Viperidae. The transcript has 9 exons. The annotation marks the transcript as partial. Gene Ontology annotation, cellular component: trans-Golgi network. The record is from RefSeq and is a predicted model, not a curated record.
GCUGUACGGCAAUAGGGGGAACGGAUUUUCUUUGCUUCGAGUUCGCAAGCAAAGAUGUUGCCUUCCCUUCAGGAGUCCGUAGACGGAGAUGAGAGAGAGCUGGAGAGCAGCGAGGAGGGAGGCGGCUUGCCCGAGGAACCGAAACCGGAGCGUAGCAGCAACAGUUACCACUGCUUGUACGGCUACCGAGGCUCCGGAUUACACCAAGGAACAAGCAGUGAUGUUGGGAGUCCAAGCAAAUCGUCAGCUGAAACACCUUCAGAUGACUUCAGCCUUUCAUUGGUGGACACUAAUUUACCAGCUGAAGCUGAGAUGGAAUUGCGCAGUUUGGUUGCCAAGCAUCUUAACAAAGGAGCUUUGUUUGAGGGGAUGGGCAAUGUUGUAACUGUCGAGUUGAGUAUUCCAGAAACUCGAGUUGGUUGUUAUUACUGCCUGUUCCAGCCAGAAAAAUGUGCAGAAGGAGCUGAUCCUGAAUCGAAGGAGAGUCCCUUGGAGUACGUUAUCUGUUUUUUGGGAGGCUCAGAGAAGGGACUUGAACUAUUCAGACUUGAGCUUGAUGGAUACAUUCAAGAUAUGAAGACUUAUUUAGAUUCAAAGCAAAGCAACCUGGAGACCAGCAUUCAACCGCUCCUGAGAACUUGGUUUGAGGAUUUGGUGUGCCCUAUUCAGAGGGUGGUGAAGCUUUUCCAGGAGAAACUUGCCUUUGUGUUACAUGCUGCUCUGAGUUGCAGUCCUGUUGAAGUGAAUGGAUCUGAAGAAAAGACAGAGAAGGAUAUCAACAGGUUCCUUCGAGCAGCAAGUUUUCAAGAUCUGGUCAGGGAGACUAUGAUGACUUCCUCGUGCACAGCUGCAGCAACAGAGGAGCAGUGCAAAUCAGUGGUGAUUGACUUGAAUGGGCCACAGCUUUGCUUCCACAGCGCGGGAACGAAUAAGUUCUGUGAGGAUUGGACACAAGCAUUUCUGAACGUUUCUGAAGGGGGCAAUCCCUUCCUUUUUCGACAAAUACUGGAAAACUUUAAAUUGAAG